CUGACCUGUACCUUACCAUACAUGUAUUCUCUAACUCUUUAUAGCCUCUGCUAUGUAUCGGUAGGUAUAUCUGUCUGUCUAUCAACGCGUGGCUUCCUCUAAGCCUCUGAUCUCACUCUCGCACCGGCCAGUUCCAGAUCCAGCAAACUCUUGUUCUGCCAGUGUGCGACGGGGUUAUUUAAGCUAUAUAGACACAAUCAGUGGGUUGGUGUUAAAUGCCUAACUGUCUCACUGAAGUUCAUUGAUAUCAUAGAUGUUCGCAUGAAGGUGUAAAUGAUUAUCAGAGCUUCUAAUCUGCAAAGUAGCUCUCUGCUGUACAGGAGAGAACAAAUUCUACCCCACCGGAUUUGCUUUCUCUGAAUCUCUCUAAAGCAAAUGUUUCCACUCUCCCCGGCUAAGCCCUAUAAUGAAUUAUCAUAGCAGUCGUCUAUGAUAAUUCUGCCAAUGUAACCAUACCUGCUAUUAGUGGUGCACACUUUUCACACUUGAGUAGUCAACUACGGUCAAUAAGGCUGACUUUUCUCCCUUCGCAUAGUUUUUUCAAUUUUAAUAAUGGAACCUGAGACAUUGAAUGCUGCUCAUCAGACAAGCACUUUCCAGAGAUUUCUUUCUGCAGUUGUACCAGUUCUCUUUAUUACAAUUGGCUAUGUGGACCCCGGAAAGUGGGCUGCUGUUGUGGAGGGAGGAGGUCGCUUCGGGUUCCAUUUGACGCUCUUCUUACUACUGUUUAAUUUGGUUGCUAUCCUAUGCCAAUACUUGUCUGCUCGUGUAGCAGUGGUUACUGGUAGAAAUCUAGCCCAGAUUUGCAGCGAGGAGUAUGACAAAGUGACUUGCAUCUUUCUUGGAUUUCAAGCUGAAAUAUCUAUUAUAGCCUUGGACCUUUCAAUGGUUUUGGCAACUGCACAUGGACUAAAUGUCAUAUUUGGAAUCGAUUUAUUUAGCUGCGUCUUUCUGACAGCAACCAAUGCUGUUUUUUUCCCUCUUUUUUCUACACUCUUGGAUAUUAGUCUCGCAAAGUUCCUAUGCAUUGGCUGGAUGUGCUUUAUACUUCUUCUGUAUGUUCUUGGGGUGCUCAUAAGUCAACCUGAAAAUCCUUUCACCGUUGGUGAAAUGCUGACUAAACUAAAUGGAGAGAGUUCAUUUGCAUUGAUGAGUUUACUUGGAGCAAGUAUUAUGCCCCACAAUUUUUAUCUCCACUCUUCUAUUAUUCAGCAAGAACAAACAUCAAAAAGAAUUUCCAGGGGAGCACUAUGCCAAGACCAUUUUUUUGCCAUUGUCAGCAUUUUCAGUGGCAUUUUCUUAGUCAAUUAUAUGCUUCUAAACUUGGCAGCUAGCGCAUUCUACAAUACUGGUCUCGUUCUGCUCACAUUCCAUGAAGCACUGUCAUUGCUCGAUCAGGUUUUUGGAAGUUCAAUAACACCAUUUGUCAUGAUGCUAGUUAUGCUUUUCUCAAACCAAAGCAAUGCAUUAACAUGGGAUAUUGGAAGACAAGUUGUAGUGGAAGGUUUGUUUGGACUGGAAUUACCAGGCUGGCUGCAUCAUGCCACAGUUCGAGUUAUUGCUAUUGUCCCAGCUUUGUACUGUGUUUGGAAUUCUGGAGCUGAAGGACUUUAUCAGCUGCUGAUAUAUACACAGGUUGUAGUUGCUCUUGCUCUUCCAUCUUCAGUUAUCCCACUUUUUAGAGUUGCCUCAUCCAGAUCAAUAAUGGGCUUCCACAAGAUCUCUCACAUGCUGGAGAUAUUAGCACUUGGCACAUUUUUUUUUGUACUUGGACUCAAAAUCAUAUUCGUCACAGAGAUGAUAUUUGGAAACAGUGAUUGGGUUCACAAUCUGAAGUGGAACAUUGGGAGUAGCAUAUCGGUUCCAUAUGUUAUCCUUAUCAUUGCUGCAUUUGGUUCCCUCUGUUUGAUGCUUUGGUUAGCAGCUACUCCACUGAAAUCUGCUAGCUCUAGAUUCGGUACUCAAGCAUUAUUGCAAUGGGACAUUCAUCCCCACAUGCAUGAAUCAUCUCUUUUGGGGGUUGAACCUGAUGAUCCCAAUGUAUCUAUAUCUAAUACUUCAGUGAUUCCUUCACAUUUUCAGGAACCUGUGUUAGAAUUUGAGGAACCCUUCAGAAGUAGUCAUUUGGAUAUAUCAAAUCCAAAACUUCUUGAUUCAAACCUUCCUGAAUCUUUAUUGAAAUUCGAAAGAAGCUCUCAGCUGACAACCAUUGACGAGAUAACAUAUGCAAGAGAUGAUGUUGAUUUAAUAAAAAAUGCUCCGGAUAGAGUUUCAAUUAGUGAACCUCCAUCACUUCCUGCUGAACUGUUGGAAGUUGUAGAAGAGACAAAGCAGAUUGGAGCUUAUAUUCAGGAUGAUGACAAGGAUGAUGCGAUGGAAAUGUGGGAGCCUGAAGAAGCAACAACAAAAGAGAUGCCUCUAAAUGAUAAUCAAUCUUUGACUUUUGACAGCCCAGGAUCAUUGAAGAAUGCCAGUGAGAAAUAUGAUGAUUUAGGGAGUGGAACUGGAAGUUUAUCCAGGUUAGCAGGACUUGGUCGUGCAGCAAGGCGGCAGUUAACAACGGUUCUUGAUGAGUUUUGGGGGCAGCUUUUCGAUUUUCAUGGGCAGGUCAUACCGGAAGCAAAAUCAAAUAAAAUGGAUGUGUUGUUGGGGGCUGCUGAUUCAAAGAUGGAUCCAAAACCUCCUUCUGGAUCACUGAAACUGGAGAGCAUUCGUAAGGACAUCAAUACUGCAAUUCUUUCUGACUCGCUGAUUGGUUCAGACAUAUAUUCUCCCAAACAAAUGGGUCGGGAGUUUGCCUAUAGUGCUAAGGAACCGUCUUCUUUGCGGCUCAGUCACAUGAAAAUGUUAGAUGCCUACAGCGCACAAAGCUCAAUCCAUAGUAAUAAUAAUAACAAUUGUCCUGAGACUAGUGAGAGGCGAUAUUCUAGUAUGCGCAUUCCAGCUUCAUCUUCAAACUUUGAUCAACAGCCUGCCACAGUUCAUGGAUAUGACAUGUCAUCAUACCUUAACCAAAUCACCAAAGAAAGGUAUGCCGAGUAUUUGAACAGUCAACAAAAGGAGUCUUCACCAAUGCCAAAGUCAAACUAUGUGGAGCAAUAUGCUUCUGGUGGUGUUUACAGGCAAAAACCGCAGAACAUCUCGAGCACUAGAGGACCACCUGGCUUCACAAAUGUCUCUAUGUCCAGAAAUAAAUCAUUGGCGCAACCUGGGAAAUUUUUAAAUGAUCUCUACCCUACGACUGGAAAUGGUGGUUCAGCUAGUACAAAGAAAUAUUACAGCUUGCCAGACAUAUCAGGGCUGUAUAUGCCUAAUCGUAACCCUUCACCGUCACAUAGGUUGGAUAGCUCAGUGGGGGGAUAUGCACAGUCAUUAUAUGGCCAAACCUACUCUCGCCCUCCAGGAUUCACUCAACUCUCUCCUUCCAAAGUGUGCAGAGAUGCUUUUUCAUUGCAAUUCAGUUCAAACCCUGUCAACGGUGGUGGGUCCCUGUGGUAUACACAACCCUUUGAGCAAUUUGGUGUGGAUAAGAGUGGUGGUGGUUCGGGAGGUAUGCAGAACUCUUCAUCUACAAAAGAAACCACAUCAAUAUUGAACUUGGAGGCAAAGCUACUUCAGGCCUUCAGGAGUUGUAUACUGAAGCUUUUGAAGCUUGAAGGAUCUGAUUGGCUGUUUAAGCAAGAUGAUGGGGCCGAUGAAGAUCUCAUAUCUUUUGUUGCUGCAAGGGAAAGGUUUUUGUACGAGGCUGAAACUAGGGAGGCAGUGGUGAGCAGGCUUCCUAAUGGCGGUGGUGGUGGUGGUGGUGGUGGUGGGGAAUCACAACCUAACAACACUAAACAUAGCUCAGCAGAUUCUGCUAAGUUCUUGGUGAUGUCAGUUCCUCAUUGUGGAGAAGGCUGUGUUUGGAGAGCGGAUUUGAUUGUAUGCUUUGGGAUUUGGUGCAUUCACAGGGUUCUUGAGCUCUCACUCAUGGAAAGCCGACCAGAACUUUGGGGUAAAUACACCUAUGUUCUCAACCGUCUUCAGGGCAUAAUUGAUUUGGCAUUCUUCAAGCCCCGUUCACCUAUGAGUCCUUGCUUUUGCCUUCAACUCCCUGUUGGCCAUCAACAGCAGCCCACCAUGCCAAUUUCAAAUGGGGGUUUGCUCCUACCUGCUAAACAGAGCCGUGGAAAAUGCACAACGGCGCCAAUGCUCUUAGACUUGAUAAAAGAUAUUGAGAUAUCGAUUUCCAGUCGAAAGGGUAGAACAGGUACUGCAGCUGGUGAUGUGGCUUUUCCUAAAGGAAAAGAGAAUCUGGCUUCGGUGCUUAAACGCUAUAAGCGUAGGUUAUCAAACAAGGCAGUAUUGGCUUCUCAAGACGGGGCCCGCAAAAUGCCAUUGUAGCACCGUUUUCGCACAUUUCUCAGAGCAGCAGCGAGAAUAUAAGUGUACCAAUGCUCUCCUAUUUAUUGUUUUCAGUUCCACAAUUUCAGGCUCCGCUUGGCUCAUUUGCUAUGUAAUCCAAGUUUCAUUUGUAUGGUGACAACUCUUCUUUUUGUACGGAAUUCUUGUAUUCUUGUAUGCACAUGCAUACAGACCCCCGCAUCACACACACAAACACCACCGAAAAAGGAAAAAGAAAAUUAGUUUUGCCGAGAAAGGGGAGGAAUACUGAUGUUCAUAUUGAUGGCUUCUGCUAAUGCUAAGUCAUGCUUACUGAGCUAUCUAUCUAUUACAGUAACAUUGUAGAAGGUUGAUUGUUGACCAGAGUUACAUAUAUUCUCC
This is a messenger RNA of Cuscuta europaea, 4764 nucleotides long. Lineage: Eukaryota; Viridiplantae; Streptophyta; Magnoliopsida; Solanales; Convolvulaceae. The record is from the annotation of a GenBank genome assembly.